AUGUCUCAUUAUUUUGCAGAUUCCCCAAUCCUUCACACCAUGCAAGUGGCUGAGGAUGCCCGCACCCAUUUGGAGGAUGAACUGCUCUUCUGUGAAGUCUGUCGUCUUUAUUUCCAUGACUCCUGCCCACAACAUGGACCCCCCACUUUUGUGGCUAACACACCUGUUCCAGAAAGAGCUCCAUCACGGGCACUGCUGUCCCUGCCUGAGGGACUUUUGAUCAAGAAGCGUUCCCAAGGAGGCUUAGGAGUAUGGAGUGCACUCCCAACCUUACCUUGUGGCUGCAUCUUUGGGCCUUAUGAGGGGAAAGUGGUCCGAGAACUUAGUGACUGCACCCUUUACUCUUGGGCGGUUAAGAACAAAGGGUCCUAUUUUUUCAUUGAUGCUUCUGAUGAUUCCAUAUCCAAUUGGAUGAGAUAUGUGGCAUGUGCCUCCACUGAGCAUGAGCAGAACCUAACUGUAUUCCAAUACCAGGGUUACAUCUACUACCGGGUCUGCCAAAUUAUACCUGCUGACACAGAGCUGCUGGUCUGGAUUGGAGAGGAAUAUGCUCGCACUGUAGGACUGCAUUUGGGUGAGCAUUUCAAAUAUGAAUUUGGCGAAAAAGAAUUACUGAUGAAACUCUUUCAAGAACUGCAUGUCAAGACUCAGUCACCACCUCCAGCUCUCCAUACUUCUUCUUCUUGUACCCAGUAUCUGUGUGGAGAUGCCACUGCCUCAUCUUUCCUGCCCCUCCACAAGCCAGGCCCUCCUGUAGGAGGAAGCACAUUUCCCCUGCUUGAAGGGACACAAAAUGUGGUGGCUUUGAGCCAGGCUGAAAGCCACUACUGGACUUUUUUUGGCUUCCAGGGGGAUGCCUAUGGACGCAUCCUCGACAAGAGCAAGAUCAUCUGUAAGGUUUGUGGAGUCCAGCUGAGCUACAGCGGAAACACCAUCAGCUUACGUCAACAUCUCAUCUGCAAGCAUCGCCGUGAGUACAUCGAGGUUCUUAAGGUGGCCAACCGCAACAAAGGAAUAGCUGGUACAGGCGAGUUUGGAACUCCCCAGCCUCCAGUCCCUAGCCAAACGACACAGGCAGUCGCUGACUUUAUCGUGUUGGACCUGAUGCCAAUGGAGGUGGUAGAAGGUGAGGGAUUUGGGAAGAUGUUAGCGGUCCUGGACCCCAACUACAAAUCUCCUGAAGCUGCUGCCCUCGCCCACACAGUGUUGAAGGACAUGUAUACCCAGGUGAAAGGGAAAAUCUGGGAACUGGUCCGGGCCCUGCCCCAGUGUUCCCUUAGCCUGGAUAUAUGGUGCCACAGCAGCACUCUGACCUACCUCACACUCACUGUGCAUUAUGUGGAUGACUGCUUUGAACCCCAGGCCAGGGUCCUCUCAAGCCGCCCUAUUCCUGAGAACCCCAGCACUGAAAGCCUGGUGGAGUCUCUGACUGAGGCCACCAAAGAAUGGGGAGUACACGAGAGCACUUUGUACACUAUGGGAGGCAUUGGCCCUGUCUUCCAGCAAGCAGCUGCAGCCCUGGGGUGGACAGCCCUGCCUUGCAUUGGGCAGGUCUUGCGAGCAGCGAUGGAAGCAGUGCUGAGCCAGCCGGUGGCCCAGAGUGCCCUGGAGAGCCUCCGUCACUUGGCUUCUUGGGCACUGACCGGGACAGGUCGCAAUGAAAAACUAUGGUUCCAGGAGCCCCUCCUGCAAACCCACCUCAGUCGCUUCCUGAGAGAUGGGAGCAGAUGGCACAGUGUCUACACAAUCCUACAGGAUUUACUAGAGUAUAGCAAGUCUCUGUCAGGGCUCGGUCCUGAUGGGGAGGCAUUCCUGCACCCGCAGGACUGGGCUGCCCUUAAGGACACAGUCCAAGUUCUCAAGCCCAUGGCAAUUGCUACCUCAACAUUUACCAAACAUCCCUUUUCCAGUCUUGCCCUAGUCAAGCCUGUGUUAACUAGCCUCCUCUACAAGCACUUGGUAGCCAGUGAAUGUGACUCUGCCCUUGUCCUUGAAGCCAAAGAAGCAGCUCAAAAAGAACUUAACCACCAUUUCUCCAGGCCUGAAGUUAACCAGGUCCUCAAUCUGGCAUGCGCUCUGGACCCCCGCUUUCAUUGCCUGGACUUCUUGAGCCAUUCUGAUCGGGUGGAAACUUUGCGCUUGCUCAAGACCGAAGUGUCCCACUUGGCCUCUGCCUCUGCCUUCUUAACCUCCAGCGUGCCUGAUGCGGCUUCCUCAUUGCCUCCUUCCAAGCUGCCAAAGCAAGAUGCAGGCAUUGAAUUCCUGCUGGGAGAUCUCUGCAGCACGCGUGGUGGCCCAGGCAUCAGCUCUGCCCAUCAGCAAGCCGAGCGGGAGAUAGCGAGCUUCCAAAUCAACAAGGCAUCUGCCCUCACUCAGGAACCCCUGCAGUGGUGGAAGAUCCACCACACCCAGUACCCAUUACUGGCUCAGGCAGCCCGCAAGCUCCUAGGAGUGCCUGCCACCUCAGUGCCUGCUGGCUGGCUCUUCAGCAGCACUGGAGAUGCCAUCCACACUAAGCGCCAAGCCCUGACACCAGAGCAUGUCGAUAUGCUUGUAUUCCUCCAUGGCAACCAUGCGAUGCUCUGUUAGAGUACACAAAGAAAGCAGGCUUGGGUGGC
This is a messenger RNA of Notechis scutatus (mainland tiger snake), 2618 nucleotides long. RefSeq names its product E3 SUMO-protein ligase ZBED1-like. Gene Ontology annotation, biological process: regulation of transcription by RNA polymerase II. Gene Ontology annotation, cellular component: nucleus. NCBI's taxonomy places the organism in Eukaryota, Metazoa, Chordata, Lepidosauria, Squamata, Elapidae. The record is from RefSeq and is a predicted model, not a curated record. Gene Ontology annotation, molecular function: protein dimerization activity; DNA binding.